This is a messenger RNA of Manis pentadactyla (Chinese pangolin), 797 nucleotides long. Its product is annotated as zinc finger protein 541-like. Bases 17 to 655 code for a protein of 212 amino acids. Gene Ontology annotation, cellular component: nucleus. Gene Ontology annotation, molecular function: sequence-specific DNA binding; DNA-binding transcription factor activity, RNA polymerase II-specific. Gene Ontology annotation, biological process: regulation of transcription by RNA polymerase II. The transcript is spliced from 2 exons. NCBI's taxonomy places the organism in Eukaryota, Metazoa, Chordata, Mammalia, Pholidota, Manidae. The record is from RefSeq and is a predicted model, not a curated record.
UUGACAGCAGAGAGCCAUGGACCAGAACAGCGCAGGGGAGGAGGGUGCCCUUCCAUCCGAGAUACACCUCUCUUCAUUUUCUGAGAGUCAAGGACUCAACUGCAGCAAUGCCCUCAACCAGGAUCUGGGUCCCAGCUCCCGAGACCUGCUCUAUGCUGGCCUGAGUGGUUUGGACAUGGACCCCAGCCUCCCAGCACCCAAUGUGCCCAGCAAGGUGCUGGAGGACAACUUGGAUGCUUUCUCCCUGUACUCUGGGGAGGACCGUGACUCCGUGAAGCUGCUGGAGAUGUAUGCAGACCCAGCAUCUCAGGCUUCUUUACAGGACCUGAGGCUGGGCAAGCUUCCGGUCCCUAAAGAGGCUGACGAAGGAGGCAGGGCCACCUCCGGGAGCGCAGGGAAAGAAGAGCAGCAUCACACUUGGCCUCAGAAGCUGCUUCUGGAUUGCAGCGUCUGCGGGAAGGUUUUCAGCAGCACCAGCUCUCGGAGCAAGCACUACCUCACGCACAGCCAGGAAUGGAAACACAUUUGCGGAAUCUGCAGCAAGGCCUUUAAGCGCAAGGACCACCUGUAUGUAGGAGUCUGGUCACCAACGUCUGUGCAAGGGCCUGGCGUGGGGGGGCAUGUUCCUAAGUCAUUCUCAUCACCUCCCAGAUGAGCCUGACACACCCUGUCGGUGUUGGGUCUCUGUGACCCGUGCUUAGACGAGAACUCUGUGUCUGGGGACAGUUCUGGCACUGCCCUGAAGAGGUCACUCUUCCAAGCCCCCAAAGUCUACCAAUGAGAAAAUCACUGCCUUG